AUGAUUUGUGCCAGUGAUGGAAUUGAAACAUCUCGCGUCUCGUCGCGUCAGACGGGCAUCCCACCUCGGUCGUACAACGGGAUUAACGGCCAGAAGAUCGCCACAACCUUGGCAGCAAUGAGCCUCUUCGCCAAUCCGCUGGCGACGCCCUCGCAGCUCUACCAGCGCGCAUCAGCCUCGUCGCUGCCGCAGGAUCUCCACGAGGCCGUCUUCGUUGCGACGCAAUGCCUGACCCAGGCCGCCGGCAGACUCUUGCAGCUGCCGCAGUCGGUGACGGCGCAAGCCAAUGUUGUUUUGGCGCGGUACUGGGUGGUGGACUCGCCCAUGGCCCAUGAAUUCAGCGACGUAUCGGCUGCUACGAUAUACCUCGUCUCAAAGCUGGGGCCGAUUCCUCGCUCCCCGCGGGAUGUCUCCAACGUCUACGCGUAUCUGGCAUCUGCCAAUUCGCAACUCUUUCCUACAGACGAGCCACCAAAGAACGAUCCGCGGACAUACUACCAAUCAGAAGCGGACUAUUACGCUUUCCAGCAGCGCAUGUUGAGCUUGGAAGCUCGCAUUCUUCGGUCACUGUCGUUUGAUACUCACGUCGCUCUUCCACACCCGCUGGCCAUUACGUACCUCCAGACACUGGACUUCCUAUCGCAGCCACGAACAACAGUCUCUCUGCGCGUACUUCAAUACCUCAACACGGCUCUGCUAUCGCCACAGAUGCUCUACGUCACUCACCAGCCGCACGCUUUGGCCACGGCGGCGAUAUACAAUGCAGCGCGCGACUUGGGCGCCAAGAUGCCGGAGCACGAGUGGUGGGAGGUAUUCGAUGUUGACCGCGAAGAGCUGGGAUUUCUGGUGGUUGCCAUGCGCAGCGUGGAGGGAUGGAUGCAGAAGCUCAAGGAUGACAUUCCGAGCUUUGGAAGCAAGAUGUUAACGAGAAGCUUGAUUGAAGACGAAUUAAAGAAGAGGGGGCUACGUGUCGACGGCGGAGAUACGGCAGCCGUGGAUGAGGAAGAUGAAGUUAUGCGAAUGAUGGACAGCCGAUGAGACAGCAAGCAAGCUCAUUACAGAGCUUCGGGGCAGGACCCACGCGAGUAACUGAAAUGGAUGCUUCCGUUGACUUGGAGGUGCCACCUGACUCUCCAGAUUCAUCUGCCUCGGUGAGACUCUGGCAAAUCUAGACCAGCCAGGCUGAAGGCGAAUAAGACGCAGGAUGGAAGGAUUUCUUGCAGCUAAAGAGCCUCUGGAUUUCACGAUUUGCCCUGUUAUCGCCCAGUUAUGCGAACUAGUACCUCGCGGGAUUCUUUUUCCAGCUCCCACGAGGCAUCUGUUUACUGACGAAAGGGCGGGCUUGAGUGAUAUCCUGAGGGGAUGAGACUAGGUCUCGACCUCGAACACUUAUGCUGUGUGCUGCUGGGAGAGCGGCAACCUCACAAACUACCAGCAGCCUCUUGUUUACACAAAACGGCAC
Trichoderma atroviride IMI 206040 is the source of this 1462-nucleotide messenger RNA. RefSeq lists its product as uncharacterized. Gene Ontology annotation, molecular function: cyclin-dependent protein serine/threonine kinase regulator activity. Gene Ontology annotation, cellular component: nucleus. Lineage: Eukaryota; Fungi; Ascomycota; Sordariomycetes; Hypocreales; Hypocreaceae. Gene Ontology annotation, biological process: regulation of transcription by RNA polymerase II. The record is from RefSeq and is a predicted model, not a curated record.